Messenger RNA from Castor canadensis (American beaver), 2331 nucleotides. It is a transcript of the gene Pros1, whose product is annotated as protein S. The record is from RefSeq and is a predicted model, not a curated record. Gene Ontology annotation, molecular function: calcium ion binding. Gene Ontology annotation, cellular component: extracellular region. NCBI's taxonomy places the organism in Eukaryota, Metazoa, Chordata, Mammalia, Rodentia, Castoridae.
UUCCCCCAGCUCCGAGGAGCUUCCUGGAAAUGUCCUCGUUAUCACUUCCCCCCGGCGGCUGGGGGCUGGGAGCGGGCGGUCCCCUCCGCCCCCGGCUGCUCGGCCAGCGCUCGGGCUCCCAGGCGCCGCGGCGGCGCAGUGCUGGCUGAGCCGAGUCCCGACUCGCAGCUGCGCGAGCGCCGCGCGCUCAGGUCCUGGCCGCGCCGCGCCACCGUCCCCGCCCGCGCCUCCGCGUGCUUUGCAAUGAGGGUCCUGGCUGUGCGCUGCGGGGCGCUGCUGGCGUGCCUCGCCCUGGUGCUUCCCGUCUCAGAGGCAAACUUUUUGUCAAGGCAACAUGCUUCACAAGUCUUGGUUAGGAAACGUCGUGCAAAUUCUUUGCUUGAAGAAACCAAAAAGGGUAAUCUUGAAAGAGAAUGCAUUGAAGAACUGUGUAAUAAAGAAGAAGCCAGGGAGGUCUUUGAGAAUAACCCUGAAACGGAUUAUUUUUAUCCAAAAUACUUAGGCUGUCUUGGCUCUUUCCGAGCUGGAUUAUUCACUGAUGCACAUCAGUCAACUAAUGCUUACCAUGACCUCAGGAGCUGCAUCAAUGCCAUUCCAGACCAGUGUAAUCCCCUGCCAUGCAAUGAAGAUGGGUACAUGAGCUGCAAAGAUGGCCAAGCUGCCUUCACUUGCAUUUGUAAACCAGGCUGGAAAGGAGAGAGGUGUGAGUUUGAUAUAAAUGAAUGCAGAGAUCCAACAAAUUUAAAUGGAGGUUGCAGUCAGAUUUGUGAUAAUACACCUGGAAGUUACCACUGUUCCUGUAGAAGUGGUUUCACUAUGCUUUCUAAUAAAAAGGACUGUAAAGAUAUGGAUGAAUGCUCUGUGAAGCCAAGUGUUUGUGGCACAGCUGUGUGCAAGAACAUCCCGGGAGACUUUGAGUGUGAAUGUCCUGAGGGCUACAGAUAUAAUCCUAAUUCAAAGUCUUGUAAAGAUGUGGAUGAGUGCUCAGAGCACAUGUGUGCUCAACUUUGUGUCAAUUACCCUGGAGGCUACUCUUGUUAUUGUGAUGGCAAAAAAGGAUUCAAACUUGCGCAAGACCAGAGAAGUUGUGAGGUUGUUCCAGUAUGCCUUUCCCUGAACCUUGACAAAAAUUAUGAAUUACUUUACAUGGCAGAGCAAUUUGCAGGGGUUGUUUUAUACUUAAAAUUUCGUUUGCCAGAUGUCACCAGAUUUUCAGCAGAAUUUGACUUCCGGACAUAUGAUUCAGCAGGCAUCAUACUAUAUGCAGAAUCUCUUGAUCACUCAACCUGGCUCUUGAUUGCACUUCGUGAUGGAAAGAUUGAAGUUCAAUUUAAGAACGAGUAUGCAACCCAAAUCACAACUGGAGGCAAUGUUAUUAAUAAUGGCCAAUGGAAUGUGGUAUCUGUGGAAGAAUUAGAAGAUAGUGUCAGUAUUAAAAUAGCUAACGAAGCUGUGAUGAAUAUAAAUAAGCUUGGAAAUCUUUUUAAACCUACAGAUGGAUUUCUGGAAACCAAAAUAUACUUUGCAGGAUUACCUCGGAAAAUGGAAAAUACACUCAUUAGACCGAUUAACCCCCGUCUUGAUGGCUGUAUACGAAGCUGGAAUUUGAUGAAACAAGGAGCUUUGGGAGCAAAGGAGAUUAUUCAAGGAAAACAAAACAAGCAUUGUCUUGUCCAUGUGCAGAAGGGAUCCUAUUAUCCUGGUUCUGGAGUUGCUCAGUUUACCAUAGACUAUAACAACAUAACCAGUGCUGAGGGUUGGCAAGUAAAUGUGACCUUGAAUAUUCGUCCGUCUACCAGCACUGGUGUUAUGCUUGCCUUGGUUUCUGGUAACACAGUGCCCUUUGCCUUGUCCUUGGUGGACUCUGCCUCUGAAAACACUCAGGAUAUUCUGAUAUCUGUUGACAAUAUGGUAGUGUCCCGAAUAGAGGCCAUAAAUCUGUGUUCUGGUCAACAAUCUCACCUAAAAUUCAGAGUCAACAGAAAUGGUCUGGAGUUACACCCUCCACUUAAAGAAGGCAUCAUCUACUCUGAAGAUCUUGAACAGCAACUUGCCAUAUUGGACAAAGCAAUGAAAGGAACAGUGGCCACUUAUCUGGGUGGCCUUCCAGAUGUUCCCUUCAAUGCCACACCAGUGACUGCCUUUUAUAAUGGCUGCAUGGAAGUGAAUAUCAAUGGUGUACAGCUGGAUCUGGAUGAGGCCAUUUCUAAACAUAAUGAUAUUAGAUCCCACUCAUGCCCAUCAGUUUGGAAAGACCCAAAGAAUUUAUAAGGCAUAUUUUCUCUGCUAAUAAUAUCUGUUUCUCGAGUGUAAUUGUAGUUAUAUUUCUAU